AACCGGUUGCAGUUAAAAUGGAGCACCUACCGGCGAACCAGACCGAAGCAAAACGAUCGCCGCCGCCGCCGCCGCCGCCGCAAGUCCCUCACCAGAGCGACGUCGACGAGGAUGACGAAAACGUUAAUCAGCUGGAUGAAUGCUCUUCUCUCUAUCGCUUGAUGCAGGAUUGCGUUGCUCGAUCAAACAGGAAUUGGAAAGUGUGCCAGCCAGAAGUACAUGCUUUGAGGGAAUGCUUUGAAAAGAGAAAGAACAUGCAAGGAAAGUAGGAAUUUGCUGAGAUGGAUUUUUUUUUCUUCUUCUAGUUGGCUGAGAUUAUACAUUUUGUGCUUGUGAUUCCUAGCUAUACUUCGUGGUGCCACAAUGAUGUAUAGACAACCCCCAGCCACCACCACCAAAAAGCAUUUUUCAAUUUUAUGUGACUGAGAUUGAACUUAGGGAAAUGGGACAUUUAUAUCAUAGAUUGAUAGAUAUACAAAAUAAGCAGUGUUCUCCUAGGUUAGAGCAAUGACCUCCCUAACAUGCUUUUACUACUUCUAAAAUCAUUUGGAUUGUGUCUUGUCGUUUGGUGAUAGUGUGCUAUUUGAAUGAUAACUCGGAAAGUGCUCUGCAAUUUGACACCAUGAUUUUGAUCUAGUUACAUAUGUUUAUUUUGCA
This is a messenger RNA of Cajanus cajan (pigeon pea), 657 nucleotides long. RefSeq names its product Cox19-like CHCH family protein. The record is from RefSeq and is a predicted model, not a curated record. Lineage: Eukaryota; Viridiplantae; Streptophyta; Magnoliopsida; Fabales; Fabaceae.